Molecule: messenger RNA, 1205 nt
Organism: Heteronotia binoei (common prickly gecko)
Lineage: Eukaryota; Metazoa; Chordata; Lepidosauria; Squamata; Gekkonidae
Product: programmed cell death 1 ligand 2-like
Exons: 6
Coding region: 120-1091 (323 amino acids)
Biological process (GO): immune response; negative regulation of T cell proliferation; positive regulation of T cell proliferation
Cellular component (GO): external side of plasma membrane
Source: RefSeq, a predicted model, not a curated record
AUGAAAGAGAAACCACAAACUUCUAAUUUCCUCAAAGAGAUUUUCCAGAGAGGGCUGGUUUAAAUAGUAUCUGACCUUUCAGAUUACACAUUUCCUUAAGAAGCUGCUGAGAAAGAAGUAUGAUUCCUGCCUGCCUUUCUCGAUCAGAUAUGUCAAGGAAAAUGUUCAAGCUCCUGCCAGUUAUGUUACUUGAUAUCCAGCUUCAUUUGAUGACAGCUUUAUUCACAGUGGAAGUUCUUCAACCUCAGUACUCUGUGGAGUAUGGGAGCAAUGUGAUACUGAGGUGCCGUUUUCCAGUCAAUUCCCAAUUAAAUUUUAAAAUGUUAAGCAUUUUGUGGGGGAAAAAAUCACCAAAACAAGAAGAAAAAGAAAUCUACAAGCUCCACAAGGGGCAGGAAGACCUCACACUGCAAGAUCCAGACUACAGAGGGCGAGCCACCCUACUGCAUGAAGAAUUACAAAUGGGGUAUUCAGCACUCAGUAUCAGCAGUGUAAAGAUCACAGAUGCUGGCUCUUUCCUCUGUGUCAUUAACUAUGGAGAGGCUGAUUACAAGUACAUUAUUCUGGAAGUAAAAGCUCCAUACAGAAGAAUAAACAUCCAGAAAAUAAAAGAUCCCGAGGAAGAGGGCCUGAUUUUAAUUUGUCAGUCAGAAGGGUAUCCCCUGGCUGAAGUAUCCUGGCACGAUGGGAGGAAUCCUAAUGUCAGCAUGGCUGCAAACACUACUUUUGAACUGACUGAUGAAGGACUGUUCAAUGUAACCAGUAUCCUGCGAGUCAAACAAAACAUUAGUGGAAACUACACCUGUGUAUUUUGGAAUAAAAAACUGAAUGAAAAAACUUCAGCAUAUGUAUCAGCAUUUCAGUUAGAUUAUAUGAGUGAAUUGACUAUCGGGUCCAAAAAAAGGCUCGUUUUAUUGAUCCCACUUUGUUUGCUGGUGUUAUCUUUUCUAGCAGUGUUUGUGUUUAAAGUUAUAAGGAGAAAAUCAUCCACAAAUCUGUGCAUUCAAGGAAACUGUAGGAAUGUUUCCCACCACUCAAGGGCAAAAGAAGCAGAUCUCAGUUUGAAAAUUACUAGCACUCCUUUAAUAUGACAAAUCAGGAUUCUCCAUGUGUUAUUUCUGAAUCUGAAGGGUAAUCCAAAUCUGCAAGACUUGCACAAUGAUGCAAACAGCUAGAACUUGGGGACACUUUGGCACCUGCAUCAU